Magnolia sinica is the source of this 3757-nucleotide messenger RNA. Its product is annotated as putative disease resistance RPP13-like protein 3. Bases 2226 to 3188 code for a protein of 320 amino acids. Gene Ontology annotation, biological process: defense response to other organism. Lineage: Eukaryota; Viridiplantae; Streptophyta; Magnoliopsida; Magnoliales; Magnoliaceae. The transcript is spliced from 3 exons. The record is from RefSeq and is a predicted model, not a curated record. Gene Ontology annotation, molecular function: ADP binding.
CUGCAAUUUUAGGUGGGUCCCACCAAGAUGUUAGUGAUAAAUCCAUGCCGUCCAUAAAUUUUUAAAAAUAAUUUUAUGAUAUGAACCCAAAAUUGAGGUAGAUCAAAAUCUCAAGUGGGCCACACAGUGUUGAUUGAACUCUCACCAUUAAAAACUUCCUGGGGCUAUCAAAAUUUUGAAUCAAGCUGAUAUUUGUUGUUUGCCAUCAUCCAGGUCUGUAUGACCUAAUCUACUAGUUGGAUGUCAAAUAAAUAUCACGGUGGGCCCUAAAAAAUAUUUAACGGUGAGAAUCAUUAUCACCGCUACUUCAUGUGGUGUGGUCCACUUGAGAUUUGGAUCUGUCUCAGUUUUGGGAUAAUGCCCUGAAAUGAUAAGGAAAAAUGGAUGGACGGUGUGGAUAAAACCCAUACAUCAUGUGACCACUCAAAGCUCUUGCCGAUUCCUAGAUGGAGACGGGCAGCGGUAGGAUGCAAAAUCGGAUUGCUACUGAGUAAACUCAGUCGGGCCCACCCUGAAUCUAUGUGGUCUAUCCACCUCGAUCAGUUUUUCCAUCUAAUUUAAGGGUUGGUGCCCAACAUUGAAGCAUAUCCAAAGAUAAAGCGGAUCAUACCACUGGAAAUAAUGGGGAUAAUGAUUUCCACCGUUGAAACCAUUCUAGGCCCAACAGUGAUGUUUAUUUGUCAUCCAAUCUGUUCGUAAGAUUAUACAAUCAUGGAUGAAGAGAAAAAACAAAUCUAAGCUUGAUCCAAAACUUCUGUGCCCCGUAAAAAUUUUUCAGCAGUGACGUUCGAUUCAACUGUUUCCUCGUAUUUUGGCUCAAGAAAAAUGACUCGGGUAGGCAGCGUCGGUGGUAUGUUGAUGCAAAGUUCUAUGGUCCCACCAAGAUGUAUGAGUUAUAUCAAUAUUGUUCAUUCAUUUCCUGUGAUUAUUUUAUGGUAUGAGCCCAAAAAUGAUGUAGAUCUAUAAAGCUCAAGCGGAACACACCGUAUGAAGCAGUGAAGAUAAACACCCACCGUUGAUUAUUUCCUAGGGGCCAUAGUGAUGUUUAUUUACCAUCUAACCUGUUCAUAAGGUUAGAUGGACUCAGAUAAAGGGAAAACACAAACAUCAGAUUGAUCCAAAACUUCUACAGCCCUCAAGAAGUUUUGGAUGAUAGGCAUUCAAUCCCCACUGUGUGGCCUACUUAAAAUUUGGAUCUACCUCAUAUUUCUUUGGUUCAUGCCUAAAAUGAGUUAUAAAAAUGGAUGGAAGGCAUGGAUAAAACAUUACAUCACAGUGGGCCCACAGCUUUGGCACGCAGGGGCAGCAGGCAAUCGUCCAACCUCUCUCGUACUACUCGUGUGCGAAGGAGUGCAUAGAAAACGACUCCAUUUCCUUUCCUUUCUACAUUCUCCAACUGAUCUCUUACUGGUCUUCCAAAUUCCAAUCGUCCUCAAAAAAAUAAAAGGAAAUAAAGAAUAAAAAGAGGAAGAAGAAGGAAGAAGCAAAUCAUGGAGAGACGCUGAUCGUGUUGUUUCAUUAUUUGUAUUUAUUAGGAGAGAUGGGAAGUGAGACCGGAGUAUAGCAAUGGCUGAUGCUAAUCUUUCCUAAUUUCUCGUUCAAAAAAUGAGCAAGCAGCUCGUCGAUGAUGUGAAGUUCUUCUUGAAAUCGAUCUGUCAUAUACAGGAGAGAUGGGAAGUGAGACCGGAGUACAGCAAUGGCUGAUGAUAUUCUUUCCUUUCUCGUUCAAAAAAUGAGCAAGCAGCUUGUCGAUGAUGUGGAGUUUUUCUUGAAAUCGAUCUGUCAUAUAUAGUAAUCGUAGUGCAGAAUAGAGGAAGGACUGAAGAAAGAAGAAAGCAAGGAGAGGUUAAAGUAAGAGGUGGAGGAAUUGGGGUUCUCUCCAUCCAAAAUUCAAAAGCAGGAGAAGUUUUCAUUGAUUCAGUGGGAAGUGAAACGAGAGUGUAGAAAUGGCUGAGGCUGUUAUUUCCUUUUUCGUUCAAAAAUUGGGUGAGCAACUAGUCAAUGAAGUGGAGCUCCUCUCUGGAUUUCAUGAUGAUGUUGUGUGGAUCAAGAAUGAGCUCCAAACCAUGAGAGCUUUCUUAAAGGAUGCUGAUCGAAGAAAGGAGAGGGAGGAACUUGUGGAGGCUUGGAUUACCCAAGUAAGGUACUUAGUCUACAAUGCUGAAGAUUCAGUCGAUGAGUUCAUGAUUCGAAUGGAGUCGCAACGCCGUCUUUGAAAUGGACACAUGGGUUGCAUUGUCUUUCAUGCCUGUUUCAUCAAGCAGUUGAUAUUUCGACACCGGUUCAGUACUCAAAUUCGAAAGAUUAGAAAGGAGGUGAAGGCGAUACAAGAAAGAGGCGAACGGUUUGGGUUUCACUCUGCAUUUCAGGAAGGGAGAAGUUCAAUUGCUACAGAUGACGGACAUCGAGAUCCUGGAGUUGCUGCUUCUUGGGUUGAAGAAGCAGACAUCGUGGGGCUCAAGAAUGACACCAUGAAACUCGAGAAAUUGUUGCUGGAAAAAGAGGAGACACAACAGCGUACUGUCAUCUUGAUUGUGGGGAUGGGCGGUUCGGGAAAGACGACUCUUGCAAAGAAAAUCUACAAAACAGCAAAGACAAGUUUUGAUUGCCAUGCAUGGAUUUAUGUGUCUCAAUCAUUCCAAAAGAAGGUUAUCUUGAAGCGCAUGCUUGAAGGAUUUUAUGAUAGUAGGAAGGAAGCGGCUCCAAAUCAUGGGGAGACAAUGGAUGAGACAAACAUAGCAAAGAUGAUCAACGACUACUUGCAAGGAAAAAGGUACGCUCUGUUCCUUGAUGAUAUAUGGGAUACUAGUGUUUGGGAAGAUGUGAAACAUGCUUUGCCUCAUGAGGGUGGAAGCAAGAUCUUCUUCACCACUCGCAAUGAAGAUACAGCCCAUCCUGUCCAUGAGAAGUGCCAUACACACAAAGUGAAGCCAUUAUCUCAUGAAUUGGCUUGGGAACUCUUCGAAAAAAAGGUAUUUCUGAACCAAGAAACUCAAGGAACUUGUCCGCCACACUUAGUCGAAGUGGGAAAUGCCAUGGUCAAAAGAUGCAAAGGGUUACCACUCGCCAUUGUGGCAAUUGGUGGCCUCAUGUCAAAGAAGAGCUCUGAUCUAGCUGAAUGGAAUGAUGUACUUGAAAAUCUUGAUUCGGAACUGAAAGAUAAUGAAGAUCUUGCAGGAUUAAAUUGAGCCCUAUUAAUGAGUUACAACUAUUUACCUUUUCACCUCAAAUAUUGUUUCUUGUAUUGUGGUCUAUUUCCCGAGGAUUAUGAGAUUAAGAGAAAGAAGCUGAUUCGCAUGUGGGUGGCCGAGGGCUUCAUUGAGGAACAUCGACGGAAGACACCUGAAGAAGUUUCAAGUAAUUACUUUGCUUAGCUCAUUGAUAGGAACCUGCUCCAACCUGUCAUUCAUGAGGGUACUGGGGAAUUGAAAGCAUGUCAAGUGCAUGACCUCAUGCGUGACAUUGCUAUUCACAUGUUUAAGAAGGAAGAAUUCGCAGCAAUCCUAACAAAUCGAAGAAAUAAUUUUGAAGAAGCACAACGUCGGUUGGCCAUCCAAAACACUGCAAUUGAUAUUCCAGGAAGCAUGCCUGAAUUGAAUCCUCGGUCACUUCUUCUAUUUAACGACCAGGAAUUUCCCUCUUCCUCUUUCUGUAGAAUGUUUUCAAAAUUCAAAUUAUUGAGGAUAUUAGAUCUAGAAGGCACUAAAAUAAAGAUUUUGCCGAAUGAAGUUGGAGGGUUGAUUCACUUACGGUAUUU